Molecule: messenger RNA, 1638 nt
Organism: Sinocyclocheilus rhinocerous
Lineage: Eukaryota; Metazoa; Chordata; Actinopteri; Cypriniformes; Cyprinidae
Gene: prkar2ab
Product: protein kinase, cAMP-dependent, regulatory, type II, alpha, B
Exons: 9
Coding region: 262-1395 (377 amino acids)
Biological process (GO): negative regulation of cAMP-dependent protein kinase activity
Cellular component (GO): cAMP-dependent protein kinase complex; cytosol
Molecular function (GO): protein kinase A catalytic subunit binding; cAMP binding; cAMP-dependent protein kinase inhibitor activity
Source: RefSeq, a predicted model, not a curated record
CCCGAGUCGCUUCUCCGCGACGGAUUUGUGUACAGAUUUAAUUUGAUCUUUUGAGAAGAAUAUGCUGAUUCAAUCUACAGAAUAAAAGAAAGAUAAAAGCUGUACUUCGGCGUCCUGCGGUCGUGAUAUUUUUGAGGACAGUCGAUAUUUUCCGCUGUCGAUCCGUCACGGGUCAAUGGUUCUGGCCGCCGGUGGAAAGCGGUUUUGGAGCCGUAUGGUGAGCUCUGGUACUGUGGUGUUUGGUUGGGUCUGUCGGUCAGGAUGAGCAUGGAGGUUCCUGCGGGUCUGACCGAGCUGCUGAAGGGCUACACGCUGGAGGUGCUGAAGCGGAGGCCCGCGGACCUGCUGGAGUUCUCCGUGCAGUACUUCACCUGUCUGAGGGAGCAGCGCAGCUCCAGCCGCGCCAGCAGCAGCCGCUCACCGGUGAUCCGCGGCGUGGCCUUCGACCAGGACUCCGCACCCACCGACUCCAGCGAGGAAGAGGAGGAGGAAGAUGACUUCCCAGAUGAUUUUACAUUCAAAGCUCCUCCACCCAGUAAAUGCAACAGACGUGUAUCAGUGUGUGCAGAGGCGUAUAACCCUGAUGAAGAUGAAGACGAGGGCGGCGAGUUGAGGGUCGUUCACCCCAAAACUGAUGAGCAGCGUCAGCGUCUACAGGAGGCCUGCAGGGACAUACUGCUGUUCAAAACCCUCGAGCAGGAUCAGUUCGCUGAGGUGUUAGACAGCAUGUUCGAGGUGCUGGUCAAACCAAACGAGUGCAUCAUCAAUCAGGGUGACGACGGUGAUAAUUUCUACGUCAUUGAGAGGGGCGUGUUUGAUAUCGUGAUUCAGAAGGACGGCGUGAGCCGCUGUGUGGGUCGCUAUGAUAAUAAAGGCAGCUUUGGUGAGCUGGCCCUCAUGUACAACACGCCGCGCGCCGCCACCAUCAGGGCCACUCAGGAGGGGGCGCUGUGGGCACUGAGCCCUAGUUAUUAUGUCUCUGUGUGUCAGUUAUCGGAGCGCAUGAAGAUCGUUGACGUGGUUGGGAUGAAGACGUUCAGCGAUGGCGAGCAGAUCAUACGGCAGGGCGAUUCGGCCGACUGCUUCUAUGUCGUGGAGUCUGGAGAAGUCAGGAUCAUGAUCAGAAGCAAAACUCAGGCGGGUCAGAGGUCACAGGGGGAGGUGGAGGUCGCGCGCUGCUCCAGGGGUCAGUAUUUCGGUGAGCUGGCGCUGGUCACCAAUAAACCCCGAGCGGCGUCUGUGUACGCGGCAGGAGAGACCAAGUGUUUAGUGAUCACCGUGCAGGCGUUCGAGCGUCUGCUGGGCUCCUGUAAGGAGAUUCUGAAGAGGAACAUCCAGCAGUACGAGCAGCAGCUGCUAGCCCUGUUCAGAUCCACCGUAGAUCUCAAACACUGAACCACAGACACCUCACGCUAGAUUAAAACAUCUGCGCCGUCAGUUUGAGAAGACUAACAUCACACACAACAGUGAAUCAAAUCCACGGCUCAGAAAACAAUAUCGAGCAGAAUUUGAAAAGCUCUGACCUUCAGCAAACACAGCUUUUGUGAACUGAGACGAGUUGUUACUUUCUAAGCGCUGAAGAGGUUUUCAACCCAAAUGUUCCUUGUUUUCUGACAGAUUCUCACCACUGACUCCAGC